Messenger RNA from Mobula hypostoma (lesser devil ray), 3019 nucleotides. RefSeq names its product E3 ubiquitin-protein ligase NEDD4-like. The transcript has a single exon. The record is from RefSeq and is a predicted model, not a curated record. The coding region runs from base 1335 to 2612 and encodes 425 amino acids. Lineage: Eukaryota; Metazoa; Chordata; Chondrichthyes; Myliobatiformes; Myliobatidae.
UAACGUUCUUACUCAGUAUUUUUUUUCUUGUAAAACUUUGAUCUUAGAAUUGUGCUUUACCUUCCUAUUGCAAACUAUUUGUGGUCUUCGCCUGAAGUGUUCAUAUAAAGAAUAUGUGCCAAAGGAAUAAUUUCUGGGGUUAUAAUUGUUCUUAUUUUUCAUGAUUAUUACAUGCAGGGCAGAGCAUUUGAAAAAUGCUUCUACAUAAAAAUAAAUUACUUAUUCAGUGCUUUCAAAUCUCUGCAGCUGAUCAGAAAGCUACAGGAAGAAAAGAAUGUAGUUCUUUUGGCACAGCCAUGAGUUUCAAAUGUCAGGAUGUGGCAUUUCUGUGUGUGAAGAGAAAGGUUUUUCAUAGUUAGCUGCACUGAACAGGCUUGAAAAGUACUCGCAGUCCACUAUCAGCAGCAUUUCACUCCAGAGGGAUUCUAAUAAUAGUUCUGUUUUUGUUUUUUUUCCUGACAAGAUUUACUUAAAAUCAUAUCUAUUCUUGAUGAUUGGGUUUCAAUGUGUCCUGCUUUAACAGAACUGAAAAUGUGAGUCUAAUAUCUAUCACGAGCCAAUUCUUGCAUUGAAGAACUGACAAAAGCAGAUUGUGUUCAACUAUUAAUGCAUAGCUAUGGAGUCUCUCGCAGUUGUUAGUAGAGGUUUCCAGUGUAUUUACCAUAUCCCUGCAGUUUAAUAUUGUGGUAGUGCUCAGAAACCCCUUCAGUACUGAAGUGUACUGGAUGUCGCUCUGAAAUUUCCUGUAAUGCAAUACUAUGGGGUAAAAAUAUGAUGUUGGUUCAGUGCAAGGGAAACAGUAAAAGCUACAGUGUCUAGAGUGGUGCCACAUUCUUGCCCUGCUUGGUGAGGAUGAGAUAUAAUAUGUGAGACAGACAUGCAAGAAGAUUGUUUAUUUUGGGUCAGAUUCAGUCAUUCAUGCAAGUCAAGGAAGUUUAAUUGAAGCAAGGUUGGCUGGAAUUCAAACUCUGCAGCAGCUGAGCUCCUUGUAAAGGUUGCUGAAUUUUCAGCGCUGUGGAAAGGACUGUGCCUUUAUUCCUUGCACUUUGCAGACAUUCAUGGAUUUUCAGACUUCUUGGAGGUAUUCCUACGAUCAAGGAUUUUGUUGUUUUAUAUUUCUAACUUCCUGGGCUUACUAGUUAUGGUUCAAUAAUGAUUGGAAUGCUGCUUGUCACAUCAGCUAUUUCUGCCUAUCUACAGCUACUGAUGGUGACUGUAUCCCAAGUUGUGGUGCUUGCUAUGUUCGCCUUCAGCUUUUCCUGCAAACUAUGAGAUUUUAACCAGCUCGGAUCCAUUCCAAACUAGGACCACAUUUGUUUUAUAUUUUUAAAAAAAUGGCCCGCCACUUGCGAUUGCAUUUUGCGACCAGGAGGAGCAACACGGACCCACUGUCUGAAGCUUCGGGGGAGAGCUUGGAGAGUAACAUUUGUAUGACAGUUGAGACUCUAUCAAGAAAGAAUGUUAAUCAAUUGACUACGCCUGAGCCUGUAGUGAUGCCAACAGUAUCACAGGCUGAAUGCAUACUGCAACGUAGCUCUUCAUUGUUCAUACCGCAGGUUAGUAAUAAUGAUCAACUGCGCAGAAAGAGUUCCACUUUGCAGAUAUCACUACAGUCCAAACAGUCGAGUAGGCACGGUGAGUCUGGUAACAGUGUCAGCUGUGAACGCGCUUUGUGUAGCACCAAUAUACCUUUUCACCAACAACUCUUAGAUCAUACGGUGGUGCCUGCCAAAACAUCAGCAAAGUUGAGGAAAUCAAAGGUGCCACUGAGGCGCUGCUCAUCACUGGUGAUAUUUCCUCAGAGUCCUUGCAACACUCCUCCAGCCACACUGACCAGCCCAGAUCCUUUUGCAGGUCGAAGUGGCAAUUCCACACUAAGUAGAUUUCUUCCUUGCUCCCAAGAACCAAUUCAAAGUGAAGAUCGGAUUGUUUCAAAAUCCAAAGAAGCAAGUACCUGUUGUGUUGCAACAGCAGUUAAUGGGCUGCGACUGUCGAAUCCAACCUAUUCUAGUGAAGUUAGAGACAUUAAACCACUUUACUGCAACGGGCAUCAGUCUGGUAAAAGUCGAGCACUAGAUUGUGGUGAAGAAGAUUCUGAGUGCCAGGGAAAAGUGAAGAAACUGCACAGACCUUUGAAUCACAUUCUGCAUUUGAAUUGCCAAAAAGCUCUUGUAUUGGGAACAGAGACCAAGGAAGGACAGAUAUACCAUGAAUCAUUUGUAAAGGAAUUUAAACAGAGCUCUUUAAAUACUGGGUGUACACGAUAUCAAGAUAUCAAAUUAAUAAGGAGCACGUCAGUAUGUUUGCCUUCAUUCAAACACUCGGAGUGCCAAAUAAAUGAUAAUGGAGUUAUCGAGGGGGAAAAUGUACAUGGACAAAGCAGACGCCCCAUCUUUCAAAGAAGCCACUCACUUGAGGUUCCCUGCCAGAUGGUCUCUAGUAAUCACUUGAGACUGAGACAUUACUGUUCAAAAGUUGUGAACCCUCAACUACAAAUCCAUGUAGCCCCGAGACCAGAACACAAAAUCUUUGUUUCAGAGGAGAAAAUAACUGGAAGCUGCAACAAGGAACCCAAUGCAAAUGUUUGGGGACAAGAGUAUAAGGUAAGCUAAUUCAAUAAGUUGGUCAAAGAAAUUAUAAUGUCAGGCUUACAAAAGUGCAGGUUAUGCUAGAGUAUGUAAAUGUGUCUCAAAGACAAAUUUUAAAAUAGAAGAAAAGUAUUCUGUUUUUCUUACUACUUUUCAUAUCAUUAUGUGGGUAGUGUUUAUUUGUAUUAUUUUGAGCUGUUUGUGGAGAGUGGCAAAUGUAGGUGGUUCUGAAAUUAAAAUCAUCAAACUAUUUAGUUCAAUAAUAUUAACAUUUAUCAUAAUGAUGAUAGACUCUAGUCUUGUAUUGAUUUGUUGUAAUGGUGUCAGUAUUCUGGUUAUAUUUGUUGACGUAGACUGUAUGGAUGUUAAAAGAAUUGUCAAAGCACAUUGUCCAUUGUAUAGAUAUUCUAAUUUAAAAUAGUCUUUAGGCC